Athalia rosae (coleseed sawfly) is the source of this 1920-nucleotide messenger RNA. RefSeq names its product transformer-2 protein homolog alpha. The record is from RefSeq and is a predicted model, not a curated record. The transcript is spliced from 6 exons. The coding region runs from base 157 to 1380 and encodes 407 amino acids. NCBI's taxonomy places the organism in Eukaryota, Metazoa, Arthropoda, Insecta, Hymenoptera, Athaliidae.
AAACCCGUCCAAACCAUACGGUGCCGUGGCCACGCAAGCGAGUAGAUAUCCUAAGGACUCAUAAUUUUGUGCGCCGAGAUCGGCGGUGCAGUUUCUUUUCGUUCGACGUGAAUAAAAUUUUGUCAAAAGUGUGCCCGACGCGAUCAGGUGCGAAAGAUGCAGAUGUACGUCUUCCUGGCAUUGCUUUUGCUGCGGGCGGCUUCGGGAACUCCGUCAACGUCGGGAACGCCGUCUACGUCGGGCUCGGACACGACCCCGUCGGCGUCAGCGGCGCUCGGCGCUCUAUACCGACAGGCUCGUUCGGGUCAGUAUUACACGAGCAGAUACGCCGGCGACGGUUUAUCUCUCAGUUCAGGAACAAUCGGAGUCCGUUCGGAAACUGCUGCCGAGCCACGGGACGCCGCCUAUUUCGAAUCGCGAUGCAUCACCUGCGACCCGAACAAGUCCGCCGCUCCCAACGUCGCGGAUCGUGGAUACAGAACGCGUCCGCGAUACGAUUGGUACGAGGACGACCCGGAAGAGCGUAGAUACCCAGCGAGCUACCGAGAUCGUUACGACGAUCCGUACGACCGCGAGCGCUCGAGGUCACCUGGGUACGAUUACGAUCCGCGCUACGAUCGUUUCGGAAGAUACGAUUCACGGCCAUUGCCCUAUUACAGCGACCGCUACGACGGCAGGUAUCCUUCCUACGACAGAAAUUACGAGGGCAGGUAUCCUUCCUACGACAGGAACUACGAGCGCGGUUAUUACGAACGCGGAAACGGCUACGACAAUCUCGACUCCCGGUACAACCCAUACGAAGGAAGAACCGAUCGGUAUUAUCCGAGCAGGCGACCGAUCUACGAGGAUCCCUACGUCCCGCGAUACGAACACAGGAAUCGGCACCAGGGUCUCCAAGGGAUCUACGAGCAGCCCUACGACAGGUACUACGGUAGAAGACCGGCGGUGGUCGACGACCCCUACUACGACCGAUUCGGAGGCCGAGGAGCGGGAGGCAUGGGCUACGGAAGCGACCCCGUCAGAGGAGGGGGGAUGGGCGGCGGCGGCGGCGGCGGCGGCGGCGGAAUAAGCGGGGGAUACUUCUCUUCGUCUUCCUCCGGAAACUGGGGGCCGGGAUACGACCGAGGAUACGCGAGUGCCUGGAACUACGGGGGCACGCGGGACAACUGGCGAGACAGAGAUUUCAACAGGGAUCGAGAUCCGGGAUAUUAUCGACCCAGGGAUUAUUUCUACGACAGUACAGCCGCUCCCGGUGGUACUCGGGGCACCAGCUACCUACACGACAGACCGGAAUCCUCGACAGCCUCGAACGCGAUCGGUCAAGAAUCGGCUACAAAUUCACCGAAGUCUCCGGACACGAACAAGGUCUACAAGGACUAAGGGGAGACUAUCGCCGAUUCCGAGGAAUAUAUUUGUAUUAUCUAUCCGCCGAUCUGGGAGAUUUUUUGUGUUCCCGAAAAAAAAAAAAAAAAAAAAAAAAAAUCAAAGAAAAACUCCAGUUCGGAAUAUACGUAGAUCUAUUUUCUGAAACUCGUUAGUUCUCACCGAUCGAAAAAUUCAUCGUAAAAGAAACGUCGAUCGGCGAUUGAUAUUCCUUACGCAACAUUCUCCCUUACAGGAUCCGUAUCACUGUCUACAUGCAGAAGAUAAAUGAAAUAAGAUAUACCGAUCACAUAACUUCGCCACUGCCCGUCCGUGUGUAAUACCGGCGAGAUACCUAAGAGUAGAUAAGUCGUCCUUUUUUUUUUUUUAUUUUUCUCUUUCCUUUAUUUAAAUUAGUAUAACUUAUUCCAUCCACAGUACCGACAUGCAUCGGUCGAUUUCGUCAUUUGCAUUAUUUGUACCGCGAACAUGAUGCGCUUGGGCAAUCAGCGUUCGUUUGAAUAAUUGUUUUUUGUAAUAAACGUAACGAGACACGAA